CUAUUAUAGUUGAUAAUUUUCAUGUCUUUCUUUCUUUUUUUUUUUUUUGCUAUUUUGAUGAAGUGCUGUUAGAUUUCUGGGAUGGAACAUUUUAAUUUAAUUUCUGGAUUAAUAUAUGUGGCAACUUGCUUGUCCAACUACAGUUUUAAUACAGUAUAUUAGAUUAAUCCUUGGAUUAAUUCUUGAAACACAGAAACUAAAAUAAAUUUGCUUGUAGCGUUAAUUUUUUUUGGAAGAUUUUUUCCUGUGGUUAAAGUAAUUUUUUUUUUAAAUCGGGAAAAGAGGAAGGAAACAUUUUGCUGGAAAAACAAGGUCUACUUGAUUGAAAUUCAAACUGUGAUGACAUUGCGCUGGUGAUGUUUACUACAGAACAGAGGGUUGUUAAUUCAAUUUUUUCUACUGUAAACUAAAAUGCUAAUAGAGUCUUAUGAUCUGUUUUGUUUGAUUAGUUGUUUUUGUUGUGGUGGCAGCUAUUUGCUUUAGUAACUGGCAAAUGAAGGCUAUUUCAUUAUCUCGGUGCCAUAUAACGUGACGUUUGAUCAUGAAAAAGUAACUAGGGAGAUUUAUGAGAGGUUUCAUGCUGGCUUUGAUUUGAUUUUGGGGUCUGAAUUGGCAGAAUAUGGCCUUUUACUUGAUGAUAUUGUUGAUCUUCCACUUACUCGGUUGGCCAUAGCAAUGGUGCACUUCUACAAGUGCUUACUGGAAGUUUUUUUUGUGAGAAGAUACCCAAGGCAAAUGCAAUAAUAUCAUACAACAACAGGCCAGUGUCGGAGGCAGUACCAUACUUUGAGCAGGGCAUUUUGUUUCCCUCUUAGUUCCGACCAUGUGACAUAAGAGCUGCUGCAUACUAUGCCAAGCAGUUAGGACCUCUUGUCAGUCAAAUAUUUCCAAUUAUGGAAGCGUCUCCAGUACUAUAUUCAUUCACUCGAAAUGCCUCAGCAGAUGCAUGGAAGGUACUACUUGAUACUUUUGGAACCAUGAUUCCAGAUUACGAUCCAGAAGUGGCAGUGUCAGUCAACAAGUUUGUUGAUCAGUUGCCGGCUGUUUUUAAUCAGCUUGCUGAAGGAAUUUCAGAGUUCAGGCCAACACCCUCUGAGAAUCUUGACUGUUUCCAGAAGUCAUACAAUGUUCAGCAUACAUUACUGGUCAAGUUCAAUGUUGAUGCAAUUGAUCAGACUGAUCUCCUUGAAGAGACACUGAAGCCUCGAGCGGAAUCUAUUGGUGGAAAACUACAGAAAAUAAUAUUGAAUGGAACUCAUAUUACACCUUGCAUACAGGAACCUAGAUGGCAAGUGGGAGAUAUAUACUCGCCUGUAGAUGCUGUUGCUCAAGGUCUUAAGACAAUUUCUUUGAACAACACUAGAGUCCUCACAAGAACAAUUACAGACUGGUUUAGUCAACUUGAAGGAUAGAGACACAUGAAUCAGACCCAUGAUACGGCAAUAUCUGAAUCAUGUGAAUCCUUCCUGGUAUUGGGUUGACCUUCUUCCCUUUGAGUUGUUUGCAUAGAAUUUUUCUCAGGAAGUUUUGCAUGGAAAAGCAUCCUACGUUUGCAUAGAACUUUCUAGGAAUUUGCAGGGAAAAGCAUCCUAUGAUGCGUAGGAUGCAAGGAAUUUGGUUAGAUAUGAUAUAAAUACGUAAUUUUGACAGUUGUAGGCAUCAUUACAAGUUACAUGACUUGUAAAAUAUAAAUCUCAGACACUUUCUCUCUAGAGUUCUGCACACACUCACACAGAUGCAGCUUCAAAUGGCACCUCAACAUUUAGCUUACUUUUGGUAAUUGAUACCAGCAAUCAUUUGUUUUCUAUUUGGUACAUACUGAGAUUUAUGUGGUAGCAUUGUGCGUAGUUUGCGGGGAGGGGCAGACUGUAGAUAUAAGUCUCCUAUUAGCAUCAUUUGAUAUGAUUUGUCAUGUCUUGUAAA
Messenger RNA from Coffea arabica (coffee), 1923 nucleotides. NCBI's taxonomy places the organism in Eukaryota, Viridiplantae, Streptophyta, Magnoliopsida, Gentianales, Rubiaceae. The record is from RefSeq and is a predicted model, not a curated record.